Messenger RNA from Hyphopichia burtonii NRRL Y-1933, 4640 nucleotides. RefSeq names its product chromatin-remodeling histone chaperone (gene SPT6). Bases 199 to 4518 code for a protein of 1439 amino acids. NCBI's taxonomy places the organism in Eukaryota, Fungi, Ascomycota, Pichiomycetes, Serinales, Debaryomycetaceae. Gene Ontology annotation, biological process: positive regulation of transcription elongation by RNA polymerase II; transcription elongation by RNA polymerase II; mRNA transcription by RNA polymerase II. The record is from RefSeq and is a predicted model, not a curated record. Gene Ontology annotation, cellular component: transcription elongation factor complex. The transcript has a single exon. Gene Ontology annotation, molecular function: histone binding; nucleosome binding; DNA binding.
CGUCAACUACUUUAAUUACAUUCAUUUCACUUCUCCUAUAGUAUUUGCUUCGAGAAUAGAAGUCUUACUUUGUUUGAAUUGAUUGGUUUUUUUUUUUUCCUAUUUAUUUUUAAUUCGUUUCUUCGCUUUUUCUUUUUCGUUUUAUCUAUAAAAUUUCAAUUUUUUUAUUCGUUGAAAAACACAUAAAAUAGAGACAGUAUGGUUAAAGAAGAAGAAGAGAGAGAGAUCCGUGAUGAUGUUUCUGAAAAUCCAUCAGAAGGUGAAGGUGACGAUGCAUCAGAAGACUCCUCUGAAGAAGAAGACGAUGAAAAUGAUGAAGAAGCCAUACAGAAAGUUCGUGAAGGCUUCAUCGUAGAUGAUGACGAAGAUGACGUGGAUGGCAAGAAAAAAAAGAGAAAACAUAAAAAGAGAAAGAGAGAUAAAGAACGUACCCAAGAUGGCGAGCAUGAUGAUGCUUUGGAUGAAGAUGAUUUAGAAUUAUUAUUGGAAAAUUCUGGUGCCAGACCGGCUUCAAAAUCAAAGGGUAAAUUCAAGCGUCUUAAAAGAGCUCAUGUUGAAGAUGAAGAUAAUGACGUCGAAGAAACUGGGCAAAGCAGAAGUAAAAGAAAAGAAGGUUUAACUGAUAUUUUUUCAGAUGAAGAUAAUGAUGAAGAUGAAGGUGAUGCUGAAGAAGCUUCAAGAGAAGACCCUGGCAGAAAUAUUUUAGAUGAGUUUGAAGAUUUCAUCGAAGAUGAUGAAUUUUCUGACGAUAAUGAAGGUCGUCAACAAAAAGAAGUGCAGCGUAGAGAAAGAGCCAAGAAGACUGGUCCAAGAUUAGAUACUUCAAAAUUAUCAACUGUCGAUAGAGAAAGUUUGCAACAGUUAUACGAAGUCUUUGGUAAUGGUGGUGAAUAUGAAUGGGCUUUGGAAGCUCAAGAAAUUGAAGAUGAAGGUAAUGGUGAAUUAGAACCUACUGCUUUAGAUGAAGUUUUCGAAUAUUCAGAAUUGAAGGAACGUAUGCUAACAGAAGAAGAUAAUUUAAUUCGUAUCAUUGAUAUUCCAGAGAGAUUUCAAAAAUAUCGUGCGAAUCUCAAUUAUAUUGAUUUAGAAGGUGAUGAAUUAAUAAGGGAGCAAGAAUGGAUCAGUAAUAUACUUUUUAAAGAGAAAAAGAGUUCCUUCGAUGGUAUAUUAGAACAACCUUUUAAAGAAGCAGUUGCAAAAGUAGUGGAAUUCGUCUCAAAAGAUGCUUAUGAGGUUCCUUUCAUUUGGGCUCAUCGUCGUGAUUUCCUCUUAUUUUCCGAAAAUAUUAAUAACCCGGAUGGAACAACUAGUAAUUACGUUCACAAACUUUUAUUUGAAGAUGACUUAUGGCGUAUAGUGCAUUUGGAUAUAGAGUAUCACUCUUUAUAUGAAAAGAGAUUGAAUACUGAAAAAUUGAUUGAACAAUUGCAGUUAGACGAUGAUUUGGUUAAAGACGUGAAAUAUUUGGACUCAAUGGUUGCUAUCCAAGAUUUACACGAUUACUUGAGCUUCAAUUACUCGGCUCAAAUUAAAGAACUUUCUAAUAAGGCUUCCAAUGAGGAAGAUGACGAAGAGAACAAGUCAGGUAGAAAGCAUCAUAAAUUUGCUAUUUUUGAAAGGUUGAGAGAAAAUAUUUUAUAUGAUGUUGUGAAAGCCUACGGUAUUACUGCUAAGGAAUUUGGUGAAAAUGUUCAAGAUCAAAGUUCUAAGAAUUUUGAUGUUCCUUACAGAAUCCAUGCUACUGACGACCCUCUUGAAUCUCCUGAUGACUUAAUAGAAAAAUUCAUUGAAGAUGAUGAAAUAUUAUUUAAAGACCCAAAGAAUGCUUUGAAUGCAGUCAGAAAGACUUUUUCUGAAGAAAUUUUCCACAAUCCAAAAAUCAGACAUGAAGUAAGACAAACAUACAACAACUAUGUGUCGAUCAGUGUCGCUUUAACGGAAAAGGGAAGAAGUUCUAUUGAAAACCAUAGUCCAUAUGCUGAUAUUAAAUAUGCUAUUGAUCGUUCUCCAUCGGACUUGGUUCGUCAACCUGAUAUCUUAUUAAGAAUGCUUGAGGCUGAAUCUUUAGGUUUAAUCGUCAUCAAAGUUCAAACUAAAGACUACGAAAGCUGGUAUCAAUCUAUCUUUAAUUGUUUAAAAUCUGAUGGAUCGUCUGAAAUAUCAGAACAAUGGAAUAAAGAAAGAGAACUUGCUUUAAACAUGGCUUUCAAAAGAUUAACCAGUAUGGUUGCUUUAAACACAAAAGAAGCAUUACGUCGUGAAUGUGAACGUUUGAUUACAAGUGAUGUUCGCAGAGGAUUCAAUGCUAAAGUGAAUCAAGCUGCUUUCACUCCAAUUGGAUACGAUAAAGGAACUAAACCAAAUGUUUUUGCUUUGUCCAUUGGUAAAGGUGAUUUUGAUAACGCAGUAGUUGGUAUUUUUAUCAAAGAAAAUGGAAAGGUCUCAGACUCAUUUAAGUCUGAAAGUAAUCCUAUUAGAGAUCGUGAAAGUGAAGAAAGCUUUAUGGGUCAACUUACAGAAUUUUUUGACAAAAAAUUUCGUAGUUAUAGACCAGAUGUCAUUGUGGUUUCAGGUUUAAAUGCUACUGCUAAAAAACUAUUCGAUGUUAUAACAAACUUCGUUUCCAGAAAUAAAAUCACUAUAAAUACUGAUGAAUUGCGAGAUGCUGCUUCUUUUGCGGAUGUCUUAGUUCCAGUAAUUUGGGGUCAAGAUGAAACUGCAAGAUUAUUCCAAAACUCAGAAAGAGCUACCGUCGAACUUUCCGAUAAACCACCUUUAGUAAAAUAUUGUGUGGGAUUAGCAAGAUAUGUUCAAAGUCCUUUAUUGGAGUAUGUCUCUUUGGGAGAUGAUGUAUUAUCAUUGUCCUUUUAUGAACACCAAAAAUUACUUCCUACUGACUUGAUUCAGAAUGCUUUAGAGUCUGUUUUUGUUGAUGUUGUUAAUAUGGUAGGUGUGGAAAUUAAUGAAGCUCUUCGUAACCCUUAUGUUGCUCAGUUGUUGCAAUAUGUUGCUGGUUUAGGACCUCGUAAAGCUUCUGGUCUUUUAAGAAAUAUUAACUCCAAGCUAGGAACCUUAUCUAAUAGAAGUGAUCUUAUUGAAAAUGAACUUUCGACUGCUAAUAUAUUUAUAAAUUGUUCUUCCUUUUUGAAUCUUACAUAUGACGAAAGCUUAUCAUUAAGAGAUGGCGGAAUGGAGAUUUUAGACUCAACCAGAAUCCAUCCUGAAGAUUAUGAUUUGGCUAGAAAAAUGGCCGCAGAUGCUCUUGAUUUUGAUGAAGAAGACAUGGCACACAUAGAAGAACAAGGUGGUAUCAUCUAUCAAUUAAUUCAAGAAGGUGUUAAUAAGGUGGAUGAUUUGAAUUUGACUGCUUAUGGUAAAGAGCUUGAAUCCAAAUUUGGCAAACGUAAAUAUGCUACUUUACAAAGUAUAAAAGAAGAACUUGUGAAUAAUUUCGAAGAAUUAAGAAGAUCAUUUCAUAUUUUAGAUAGCGCUGAAGUAUUUCAAAUGUUAACUGGAGAAACACCAGAAACUUUUGGCAGAGGAAUCAUAGUUCCGGUGACUGUUAACAAAGUCGGUAAAAACUUCCGUGAUCAAGACUCCCAGAUACGAUAUUUGAGAGUCACUACAUCGUCCUUGGUCACUGGUGUUGUCGAAGAAAAUUUUAUCCCUCGUAAAGCUGAUUAUUUACAAGGCCUGGUCGUCCAAGCUGUCAUUCUUGAUGCAUUUUAUGAUUCAUUUUCAGCCACCUUCAGUUUAUUAGACACUGAUAUUAAGAGGGCAUCUGCUCCAAAAUUCCGUAAAGAUCCGUUGAAAUGGGACUUUGAAGCCGAAGAAGCUGAUAGACAAAGAGAAAUCGCUAAAGAGAGAGCUAAGCUAGCCAAAACAAGAAAUAUUCAACAUCCUUUGUUCCACAACUUUUCCCAUAAACAAGCAGAAGAAUUUUUGGCCCCACAAUCAGUUGGUGAUUGUGUACUUCGUCCUUCAUCAAAGGGUCCUGAGUAUUUAUCAGUUACUUGGAAGGUUGCCAACAAUCUUUUCCAACAUCUUAGUAUUCAUGAAUCAUCAGGUAGCAUGGGUAAGAAAUAUACAGUUGAACGUCAAGUCUAUGCUGAUUUGGAUCAAUUGAUUUUCCAACAUGUUCAAGCCAUUGCCAAGCACGUCAAUGAAAUGUGUCGUCACCCCAAAUUCCGUGAAGGUACAUUAUCAGAAGUUAAUGAGUGGUUAGAAUCAUAUACCAAAGCUAAUCCUAAAAACAGUGCCUACGUCUUUUGUUACGAUCAUAAAGCACCAGGUUGGUUUUUAUUAUUAUUUAAAGUAAAUGUUAAUACUCCAAUUGUUACAUGGCAUGUCAAGACUGAACGUGAUGGUUACAGAUUGAAAGGGUUCUCUUAUCCUAAUAUGCUUCGAUUAUGUAAUGGGUUCAAGCAAACUUUCAAGAGCCAUCUUAAAGACAGUUCUAGAUCAUCAAGAAUGCCACCUCAACCUCAAGUUAGCUCCUAUGAGUCAUAUGGCUACUGAGCUAAGUUUAUUUUUUAGAAAAGCAAAUGAACAUUACAAACUUUGGUUGGUUUUCAAAAAUUCUGUAUAUUUUAGUCAUUUUCAUCUUUUUUUCAUUAAAAAAAAAAACUGAAGUACUUCAU